Messenger RNA from Nicotiana attenuata, 2518 nucleotides. RefSeq lists its product as uncharacterized. Gene Ontology annotation, molecular function: protein binding. The record is from RefSeq and is a predicted model, not a curated record. NCBI's taxonomy places the organism in Eukaryota, Viridiplantae, Streptophyta, Magnoliopsida, Solanales, Solanaceae. The transcript has a single exon. Gene Ontology annotation, biological process: cell surface receptor signaling pathway. The coding region runs from base 366 to 2345 and encodes 659 amino acids.
GCGUUUGACCUCGUAAAAAUCGUAAGACUGUCCAAGUCAGUCUCACCCAACCCCAACUCCUCCAUUACCAAACCUUCAAAGACCAUUUCUGCUUUUCAAAUUUCAAUGUAAACUAUUGCUUUUAAACCCACAAACCCCAAUAUCAAAAUUCUCCUUUUCCUUUCUCCUCAUUUUCAUUCAUUUUCUUAUUCGUUUCUCAAUACAACAAAAAGUACAUCAAUACCCACUUUUGUAACUUUUCCGGUCAAUUGAUUUUUUGGAUUGAUUUUUGUGCUGGGGUGAUUCAAAACUCAAUUUUUAGGACUUCUGAUCUACCUACGAUUUUGUUGUAGUUCAGAGGUUCUUUGGCUUUUCUGAUUUUAUAUAUGGCGGACCUAGUGAAGCAGAUCUUGACAAAGCCGAUCCAGUUAGCAGACCAGGUGAUAAAGGCUGCCGAUGAGGCAAGUUCGUUCAAGCAAGAAUGUACUGAUCUCAGGUCCAAAACUGAGAAACUUGUGGCCCUUCUCCGUCAGGCUGCACGCGCCGGCAACGACCUUUACGAACGGCCGACGCGGCGGAUUAUUGACGACACUGAACAAGUCCUUGAAAAGGCUUUAGCCCUUGUCCUAAAGUGCAGAGCCCAUGGGCUUGUUAAGCGUGUUUUUACCAUAAUCCCAGCUGCAGCGUUCCGUAAAAUGGCUUCCCAGUUGGAGAACUCUAUUGGUGACGUGUCUUGGCUUCUUCGUGUAUCAGCUUCAGCUGAUGAACGUGCUGAUGACUGUUUAGGCCUCCCUCCUAUUGCUGCUAACGAGCCUAUUUUAUGCCUUAUUUGGGAGCAGAUCGCGAUAUUGUAUACAGGUUCUGUUGAUGACAGAUCAGAUGCAGCUAAUUCACUUGUUUCUUUAGCCAGAGACAAUGAUCGGUACGGGAAGUUGAUUAUUGAAGAAGGUGGAGUUGGGCCAUUGCUGAAAUUGAUGAAAGAAGGGAAAACGGAGGGUCAGGAGAAUGCAGCGAGGGCAAUUGGACUGCUUGGACGUGACCCAGAAAGCGUCGAACACAUGGUACAUGCUGGGGUUUGCUCAGUGUUUGCGAAAAUCCUCAAAGAAGGUCCUAUGAAGGUUCAAGCAGUGGUGGCUUGGGCAGUUUCUGAACUUGCUGCUCAUUAUCCCAAAUGUCAAGAUCUUUUUCACCAGCAUAAUACAAUUCGAUUGCUGGUUAGUCAUCUUGCUUUUGAAACCGUUCAGGAGCAUAGUAAGUAUGCUAUUGUAAGUAAAGCAACAUCGAUGCACCACGCUGUUGUCUUAGCUAGUAAUAACAAUGGUAAUGCUGUUAAUACUGUGAAUAAGGUUGUUGAGGAUGAUGACAAGAAUCAUAUUCCACAUCCUCUUGGGAAUAAGAAGCCUAAUCACAUGCACAGUAUCGUUGCUACGGCAAUGCAGGGUCAAAUGAAGCCGCCUCAGCAGAAUCCAGUCAAUGGUUCAAACCAGGCAAAUCAGGCCAAGGUCAAUGGAAAUAAUAGUGUGAAGCAAAAUCAUGUGAACCACCACACUCAACAUAGUCUUUCUUCAUCUGGUGUGAGUAUGGGUAAUAAAGGGAGGGAACUAGAGGACCCUGCUACCAAGGCUUAUAUGAAGGCAAUGGCUGCAAGAGCAUUAUGGAAACUUGCCAGGGGAAAUUCGCCAAUUUGUCGUAGUAUCACUGAAUCAAGAGCACUGCUUUGCUUUGCGGUACUCUUAGAGAAAGGACCUGAGGAUGUUCAGUACAAUUCAGCCAUGGCAGUAAUGGAAAUCACAGCCGUUGCAGAAGUAGAUGCUGACUUGAGAAGGUCAGCAUUCAAGCCUAAUUCCCCUGCCUGCAAAGCUGUUGUUGAUCAAUUGCUCAGAAUCAUUGAAGAAGCUGAUUCAGAUCUGCUUGUUCCAUGCGUUAAAGCAGUCGGGAGUUUGGCUAGGACUUUUCGAGCUACUGAGACGAGGAUGAUUACCCCGUUAGUAAAGCUGCUCGAUGAGCGAGAAGCAGAGAUUUCUAAGGAAGCUGCCAUUGCCCUCUCGAAAUUUGCUAGCUCAGUUAAUUACCUUCACCUAGAUCAUUCCAAGGCAAUCAUAAGCGCUGGAGGGGCAAAACAUUUGAUCCAACUUGUUUACUUUGGUGAACAAAUAGUUCAGAGUCCUUCAUUGCUUUUACUAUGCUACAUUGCAUUGCACGUCCCUGAUAGCGAAGAACUUGCUCAAGCUGAGGUGCUUACAGUUCUUGAAUGGGCAUCAAAACAGUCAUACUUGAUUCAAGAUGAAGAGGUUGAGUCUUUAUUGCAGGAAGCUAAAAGCAGGCUGGAACUUUAUCAAUCUAGAGGAUCGAGGGGAUUCCAUUGAUUGAAUCUGCAUAACUCAAUGUGCAGAAUUUGUAAGUUUGUUAGAUGACAAUUUUUCUAUUUAUAUUUACAGAUUUACUCUCUGUUUACUUUGGUCUUGGGAGUGUACAUAAGAUAGGUCUUUUGUUUUUGCCCUGAUGAUGUAGUGGAACACCCUGUCCAGCACCCCCCCCC